AUGGAGGCCACAGGCGCGCCGCAAGCUGUAGCCGACGAGUUCAUGCGACGGACAGGGCACGAUGUCAACGCGGCGGUCGCGGCGUUCCUCGACGAGGCGGGCUCGGCAGGUAUGGCCGCAGACGGCGAUGCUGCCGAUCCACCGUCAUACGCCUAUGUCGGUGCUGGCGGUGGGGGAUUUGUUGCCGAUGACGCCGAGGCGGCGGUCGACAAGCUGCUUGCCCAGGCCAAACCUCCGCCGCCUGGCGCCCGCGCCGAAGGCGAGCCAGGGACCAAGCCGGCGGCGCCUGCGCCGUUCUCAGGACGCGGCUACACGCUUGCCGGCGGCGGAACGGAUGAUGCUGGCGAGAGCAGCACAACGAGACCGGCGGCUGCACAUCAUGGUGGUCCAAGCGCUGGGGCUGACCUUGGAACAAGCCGCUCGCUCGAACUGACAUUCUACGCCAACGGCUUUGUCGUGGUUGUCGUCGACGAUGGUGGUGGCGACAAGAGCGAGCCCGAGUUCUUUGCCUUUGCAGACGCCGGGAAUAAGGCGAUGAUGGAGACUCUGGUUGAAGGGCGGGUUCCCCAACCGAUUGCGGAGCGAUUGUAUCCGUCGGGCACCCGACCGCCUCCGCGAUCGGACGCACCCGUGCCGAUUGUUGUGACCGACGCGCGGCCGGCCGAGUACGAGCCGCCGCCGCCGCCGGCGUACGUUGCGUUUUCGGGCUCAGGGCAGACGCUGGGUGGCAGCGCGAGUGUAGGCACGGCUGCGGCUGCGGCUAUGGACGCCACGCCAGGCAACGCCGCCAGCCUAGUUGGUCUUAUCACCGGUCUGCUGUCCUCGAUCUGGGCAUCCGUGGCUGCGCUCCUCGCGCCGCAGGCUGGCCCGCUCCAGCCAGGCGGCACGUCGUCGGCAGCACGCACACCACCGCAUCAGGAAGCAGCGCAGCCUGCAAGCCCGCUUGUCCAGCCUGCUCUGCCUCUACCUGCUGGUGAGGUUGUCCAGAUGCGGGUUGCUGCGCCGUCGCGGCCCGGUCCGCCGGUGACGAUCCGGAUGGACGCCGAGCGUGACACGGUGAACGGGCUGUUUGCGGCUGUGGCACUUGCCAUGCAAUCGGAAGUGUCGAGUGACUUUAGAUUGUCGGUCGGAUUCCCGCCGACAACGCUGCAACCCUCCGACACUCCCUUGGGGGAGGUGGAGCCAUCGCUCAAGGGAGCGUCCAUUCGCAUUCUCGAGUGA
Thecamonas trahens ATCC 50062 is the source of this 1221-nucleotide messenger RNA. RefSeq lists its product as uncharacterized. Gene Ontology annotation, cellular component: cytosol; nucleus. The transcript has a single exon. The coding region runs from base 1 to 1221 and encodes 406 amino acids. The record is from RefSeq and is a predicted model, not a curated record. Gene Ontology annotation, molecular function: ubiquitin binding. NCBI's taxonomy places the organism in Eukaryota, Apusomonadida, Apusomonadidae. Gene Ontology annotation, biological process: proteasome-mediated ubiquitin-dependent protein catabolic process; Golgi organization; autophagosome assembly.